GGGAACUUCUGUUUGCAAAAGUAACUGCUCAGGAUGUGACUGUAGUUUCCCAGUACAGUCAUGUGACCUGCUUUAGCUUUUUCUUUUUUUUUUUUUCACGGCACUGCAGAAGAGUUAAAUUCAGAAAAUUUGGGUUAAACCACCCUGUUGUCAAAACUUCACAAUGACCUUACUAACAGGCUGGAUACCCGUCCUAAUGGCAUUUCUUCUUCUCUUACACUUCUGGAGAGCAAAGGUCUAUGCUUCUGGAAACCCAGAGGAGGAAAUAGAUUUCACGUAUGUUAUUAUAGGAGUUGCUCUGGGAGUGUUUCUAGCAAUUGGUUUUGUAGCAGUAAUAAUCUGCAUGAUCAAAAGACAAAUGAUUGACAAUUACUUUGGAGAGUCAGAUGGCAAAAUGGAUAGAAGGUCAAAUAUGGGAUCAAGCCAAAACAGAGAUGACAUCAAUGUGCUAGGAAACCAAAGUACAAAUGAUCAAUAAUCCCUUUGCAAUCAACAGUUACCUGGUCUGAGGAUCAAUAGAAGUCUCUUGUGCACAGGCAGGAAUCUCACCAGUACCAAUUCCUUUCUUUGUUCUUUAAUUGAAAGACUGAUUGAUUGGUUACAGGAAGAGUUUAUAGUGCAUGCAAACGUCAAUCCCCUGCACACAAAAAGCCUGCCAUCCCCAACAGCACGUAUAUGAAGGAAAUGUAUGAGGAAAAUAAAACAGAUGAGCUCUGCUCAUUAAUAGAUCCUGCUUAGACUGUGAUAAGUAUAUGAUUCUUCCCUAAAAUCAGUUAAAUACAGGGUAAUCGAAAAGGCAGCAAUACAUUUCAAAAGCAGAAUUCAUGGUCGUGCCCAUAUUUCACGUUAGGUAUAUAAAGACUGAAGUAGCUUUAAAAAUCAUUAAUUUGAGUUUGAAAUAAAGCAAGGCUUCUCGAGGUUUUCAGGAAAUACAUGUUUUGUGUUAAUGUGAAAACAUUCCAUUCACACCGAAGUGAUAUAUUUUUUUUAGCUUUAGGAUGGACGUCUGUUGUUUAACUGUCAGUGGCAAUGCUCAUUUCAGCCAUUUUAAAUGAAUCGUGGUAAUUUAAAAUGAAAAAUUCCUUUUUGAAUUUUCUUUUCAUGUUUUGUAUUUAGAACAUUGACAUGAAAACAGUUUUUCAUACUUAAAAAAAAGUUUCUGGACAUCUGAAUCAAAACAUUUCAUACCAACGUUUUAUAAAUAAGCUAACCUGACAUUUCCAAAAUUCACCCAUCCUUAUUUUUGUUAGUAUAAUAAAAUGCACUAAGUUCAGUCAGAAUCGGUGCAUAAUUUCAGUCUCCCAGCCCCUCCAUUCCUGUUCCAGCCUUAUAUAUUUUGUUGAAUUUGAUUUCACCAAAAUUGCUCUGCCUGGCUCCAAUUACAAGCUUCUUACAGUGGGAGUGACAACAAGAAAAAAAUAGAGCUGCGUCUCAGAACAUUUAGAAUAGUUUCAAUAAUUUAAAAUGGUUUAAAGCAAAGUUAUUUUGUAAGCACAUCCCAGCUUUUACCAAAGCCGUGAGCCUGUAGCUUUGGUUUCAGUGGAGAAAAUAAUGCUAUGGAUUCUGUUCGGUUUAUUUAAACCCAGUUCUUUCAAGAAUGCUUUAUUAUACCAGAUAUUGUCAUGACAAGGUGCAAGCGAAGCAGGAAGAUUUUCGUAUUUCAGGCCAGGCUUUUCCUUUCAGCUUGUAAAGACAGGGCAGCAGACAUCAGCUGUGGGAGCUCUGGCAGCGCUCGAGCAGCAGCAAAGCCACGCUGGGCGUCCCCCGCUGUUCCUGCAGCUCCUCUCAGGAGACCCCCAGGACCCCAAGGCCCGAGAGCCUCAGGUAGACGGCAGGCACAGCAUUAAGCAAGGUCACAAUAUUUCACGGGCGUAGCUGUUGUGUCGUAGCAUCACAGGAUGACUCCAAGCAGGAUGUUACACUAUUUUACUGCAACUUACAAAUAACCACUAGCCAGAUCCAAAGACCACAAACUGUAAAUGGAUUAGAUGUGCCUAAACUUUUAGCUCAGGCCAGUGUCUAUAGACAUAUGGAGGUUUUUAAUCUCUCAUCUAACACACAUUCCUAAAGUUAACUUUUAAGCCAGUGUCUGCUCUCAGUGAUGCCACAUGGCAGAUCAUAAUAAAGCUCUUUCCAGUUCUUCACUACUGUGAUACAACAGAAGUUAUCCAACUCAAAAAAAAAAAAAAAAGAAAAGGUGAAUGUUAGACUGAAGUCCAACCUGGAAAUUCUGUAUAUUAUUAUGAAAUAUCACUUGAUAAAAAUCAUAGAAACCAGGGCCUCCCAUCCAAUAAUCAACUUUCAGAUUGUGAAGAGCUGUAACUAAACCCACACUUUAAAGGCAGAGCUGAUAUGCUGAGUCAAAACACUGCCCGACUAUAGGAGCAGAUACAUCAGAACUUUGUUUCUAUGAAGAAUAAGCUACUUGUAACCGUAACUGAAUGGAUUUUAAUAUCUUUUUGUUCUGACCUUAGCAAAGCAGGCAAUUUUCCAAAUGUACAAGGAAACUGGAUGGUAAUUUUCCCACACAUUUUGGACAACAAAAUGCAAGAUUUAUUUUCAGAGAUAAUUGUUAUGUUGGAAUGUUUUCCCUGGAUUUCUAGGUGUCUGUUACCCAGUUCACUAACACUGCAGUUCAUCAGCAGUAUUUGCUAACAAAUAAACUACAGCAGUAAUGUGAUACUUGCAAGUAACUCUGUGUGUACAUGUGUAAGUGAAUAAAGCAUCUUGUAAGGUA
Phalacrocorax carbo (great cormorant) is the source of this 2737-nucleotide messenger RNA. The record is from RefSeq and is a predicted model, not a curated record. Lineage: Eukaryota; Metazoa; Chordata; Aves; Suliformes; Phalacrocoracidae.